This is a messenger RNA of Paramecium sonneborni, 1255 nucleotides long. The record is from the annotation of a GenBank genome assembly. Lineage: Eukaryota; Ciliophora; Oligohymenophorea; Peniculida; Parameciidae.
CUUUAUUUAAUGAAUACUAGUUGGAGACAAAAGUUUUAAAAAGAUAAACUUUAUCCAAGACAUCCUAUGGCACAUAAAAAUGGUACUUUUAUCUAUUAUUUAUUAGGUGGAGUCCAUAUGAAUUAAGAAGAGGAUACUAAGCUUUUUUAAGUUGCUGGAGCAAUGAUGAAAUAAAUAGGUACUAAAAUUGCCAAAGGUGAUUUUAAUCUUGCUACCAUUCCUAAACCUAUAUGUUUGACAGCUCCCUUAACUAGUAAUGAAUGUCUUCUUUUGUAUACCAUCUUAUUUUAUAUUCCUAGUGAUUUCGAUUAUUCCUACAUUUAUCUUACAGAAGCUGCACAAUGUAGAGAUGCCUUGAAAAGAAUGUAAUUAAUUGUAAUCAAUGAAAUUGCUUAUCUACAUGGAACACAUACUUUUUUAAAAUCAUUAGCUCCAAUUGAUCCUAUGGUUGGAGAAACUUGUCACAGAAUUAAAGAAGAUGGAACUCAAUUUUAUUGUGAAUUCAUUAAAGCUGAUCCUCCAACUACUCUAUAUCAUGUUAUUGGAAAUGGAUGGUAAACCUAUGGAGGAGAAGUAGUCCAUGCUGAUAUUCAUCCAACAUUUUCUUAACUUAUUGGAAGAAAUCUUAAACCUAAAUAUAUCAAGUUUAAUGAUGGCAAACUCUAUGAGAUUACAGUCCCUCCUAUGAUUAUUAAUGGAUUAUUGAAAGGAGAUCGGGUACUUAAUAAAUUAGAUGGUUUCCUUAUUAAAUGUGUUCAAGAUAAACUAGAAGCAUAAAUCAAUUUUAGUUAUGUUUAUGAAGACAAUACAACCAAAAUUAAAAAUAAGUUAAUGUUCUGGUCAUCAUAAUAAUAAAAACAACUUUCAGAUUUAGUUGAUGUUAAAAUAAACAAAUUAAUUAAUGUAAUUAAUAAUAUUAUUAAUCAGACUGAUGACGAAAAUAAUAAUACAAGUUUCACUAUUUCAACAGGAUCAGGAUCAUGGCUAUCCUAUUUUGAAAUUGAUGGAGAUGUCUGUUGGAGAAUUGAUGAUCCCAUUUCUCCAUGGAUUGAACCUUCUUAUUUAUUACCUAGUGAUUCAGCAUUUAGAUAAGAUAAAAUACUUUUGCUAAAAGGAUAAAAUGAUGCUGCCCAAACGUAUUUAUGUAUUUAAUCUUAGUUCACGAAAUAGUAUUGAAAAGUAAGGAUUAAAGGAUUCCAAUUUAAGAAAGAAAAGAAGAUGAGUUUUUGAAUGUAUAAAAUAUAUUAUAUCAGAC